AUGGACCCGAGAAGACCGAAAUAUUGCAUCAUUGGUGCCGGGGCAGGCGGAUUAACCAGCGCCAGACAUGCCGCAGAUACGGGAGCCGAGGUGAUGGUGUUCGAGCAGACCAACCAAAUCGGAGGAACCUGGGUGUAUACGGACCAAACCGGAAGGGACGCGAAUGGAGUGCCCAUCCACACGAGCAUGUAUCGCGGGCUGCGUUCGAAUAUACCGAAACAAACCAUGGGCUUCCCGGACUCGGAUAUUCAGUCGGAAUUUUCCUACGUGCGACAAGAGGAGGUGCUGAAAUGGUUGCUGGAUUAUGCGGAUGAGCAUAAAAUUUGGGAAUCUAUCAGGCUGGAGCAUCAGGUGGUACGAGUUUGUCCCCAGUCCGGUGGGGACCGCCAGUGGGAGGUUAUUGUGAAGGAUUUACGUGAUGAAAAAUUUGAAACGAUCGAGUUUGAUUUCGUUAUGGUUUGCAAUGGACACUACUCGCACCCCAAGAUUCCUGAGUAUCCGGGCAAAGCUGAUUUCGGAGGAGUUCAAAUGCAUAGUCAUGAUUACCGAUGUGCAGAAAGUUUCAAAGGAGAAGACAUACUGUUGGUUGGUGCCGGUUACAGUGCUUCCGAUAUUGCGAUUGCCACCUCAAAGGUGGCAAACAGCGUGACAGUUAGCCACUACAAAACGCAGAAUGCUAGUUUUACGCCUUCGGUUCAAGUUAAGCCAGCCAUUGCUCGGCUGACACCAACAGGAAUUGUAUUUGAGGAUAAUUCUGAACUCAAAUGUUCGGUUAUUAUUUACUGUACCGGGUACCAAUACUCAUUCCCUUUUCUAAGUUUGGACUGUGGAAUUUACGUUGAGGAAAAUCACGUGCAACCGUUGUACAAACAUCUAAUCAACAUCAAGUAUCCUUCGAUGGCGCUGCUUGGGAUUCCGUUUUACGUUUGUCCAACCCAGAUGAUGGAUCUGCAGGCUCGAUUUUGUGUGCAAUUUUUCACGGGAAGGAAAACUUUUCCCUCCGGUGAAGAAAUGUUGAACGACACGGCAGCAGAUGUCGAGGAACGUCGUCGUCGGGGUUUGCAGAAGAAGUCGAUGCACAAACUGGAAGGUGACCUGCAGAUUAGAUAUUACGAGGAUCUAGCUCAGACAGCGGGCAUUGAACCACUGAAGCCAAUAGUGAUGAAACUGUUCGAAGAAUGUAUGAGACGACGGGCUGAAGAUCUGCUGCACUAUCGGGACGAUAUCUUUGAGGUUAUCAACGAUGAACAUUUUAGGACGGUUUCCUGUUAAAUUAGAAAAUGUAUUUCCCACUUAAAGUAUAUAUUUUAUGCUUGACGAAAAUUGCGGAAUCGUUUGAAUUGGUUAAAUCUUAU
Molecule: messenger RNA, 1355 nt
Organism: Sabethes cyaneus
Lineage: Eukaryota; Metazoa; Arthropoda; Insecta; Diptera; Culicidae
Product: senecionine N-oxygenase-like
Exons: 1
Coding region: 1-1272 (423 amino acids)
Molecular function (GO): NADP binding; flavin adenine dinucleotide binding; N,N-dimethylaniline monooxygenase activity
Source: RefSeq, a predicted model, not a curated record